Molecule: messenger RNA, 1634 nt
Organism: Malurus melanocephalus (red-backed fairy wren)
Lineage: Eukaryota; Metazoa; Chordata; Aves; Passeriformes; Maluridae
Gene: NUDT9
Product: nudix hydrolase 9
Exons: 8
Coding region: 189-1229 (346 amino acids)
Cellular component (GO): mitochondrion
Molecular function (GO): ADP-ribose diphosphatase activity
Source: RefSeq, a predicted model, not a curated record
AAUGCGGGGCCGCGUUGUACAGCGCGGGGCGGGCGGCGCYGCCAAGGAGCGGGGUCUCGGAGCCGGAUCAAGCAGCGGCAUCCCGGAGCGGGCUGCCUGGCAUCGCCGGCCCAGUGCCCCCGUCCCGGCCCCGGCGCUGAGGCGGAGGCGGGGUCGCCCCCRAGCGCGGUGCGGUCGCGGCGGGGCCGAUGCCGCUGCCGGCCGGAGCCCUGCCUCGGGCCAUCGCCGUGCUCUCCUUCUCCGUCGUGCUGAGCGCCCGGGGCGCUGCCCAGCGCCGCCCGGCCCACAGUAAUUUAUCUKCAAACUGUUGGUCCCGUCUUCAUCCUGUGAACAUGUUCAACAGUUAUAAUAUGAAGUUCCACCACAGCAAAGCUCUCACCUCACCAUAUCCAGGAUCACGCAUUGARCGUAGCCAAGUGCCUGAAGAUAAAGUGGGCUGGCUGACUGAGUGGGAAGAYUAUAAUCCCGUGGAGUACACUGCAAAGUCUGUUUUGGCUGGACCCAGUUGGGCAGAUCCCCAAAUCAAUGAUGAAGGYUUUUCUCCCAAAUUCAAUGAAAGAGAUGGAGAAGUGGAGAGGAAGAGUCUGAAUGGCUUGUAUGUGGUUGAAAACGGGAGACCCCGGAAUCCAGCAGGAAGAACUGGCCUCACCGGCAGAGGAUUGUUGGGGCGCUGGGGACCAAACCAUGCUGCAGAUCCUGUUGUAACCAGAUGGAAAAGAGAUGGAAGUGGCAAUAAAGUUGCUCACCCAGUUACUGGCAAGAACAUCUUGCAGUUCGUAGCCAUCAAGAGGAGAGACUGUGGGGAGUGGGCCAUUCCCGGGGGGAUGGUGGACCCAGGGGAGAAGAUCAGUGCUACCCUGAARCGAGAAUUUGAGGAGGAGGCCUUGAACUCUCUGCAGAAAUCACCUGAGGAGAAAGCAAAACUGGAGAAGCAACUCCACAAGCUGUUCAGCCAGGAACAUUUUGUGGUGUACAGAGGAUAUGUGGAUGACCCUCGUAACACUGAUAAUGCCUGGAUGGAGACAGAGGCUGUGAACUAUCAUGAUGAAACAGGUGAGACAAUGGAUAAUUUGCCUCUGGAAGCAGGUGAUGAUGCUGGAAUGGUGAAGUGGGUUGACAUCAGUGAGAAGCUUAAGCUGUAUGCAAGUCACAGCUACUUCAUCAAGCUGGUGACUGAGAAACUGGGAGCCCACUGGAGUGAGGAUCCUGGAUCUGAGUGCCAUAAGUGAUGGAAACUUGGAACUGACAAACACUGAGAGGGGAAUACAUUUAUCAGCCUUGAAACAGAUGUCCUUGUCAUCCUCAGUGGAAAUUCUGUGAAAUUCAGCUGGGAAAAAUACUGGACAGUGAUAAACAGGCUGUUUCAGAGACUUCAGAUUGUUUCUUUUGAUUUCUUAGUGUGAAAUGAGAAGAAUGUGGAGCUCUUGCUUUGCUUUCUUGGCUUCAUCAUUUGCUGCUGUUUCAUAAUGUCUGCAGAUCUGCAUGGCAGYACUGGGAUUCUGUCUGGAGGUAGCUCACAGGCUGUUCACCUCAGCUCUGUAUUUUUGCACUGAUUCCUUGUCAGGACUUUGAAUCCCUAAGGAAUGAGACACUUGCUACAUAAUAAAGUGAAAUUGGUUUUCUGAGUCAUUUCA